GAGACGCGGCGUGCGUGGUGGGCGUCCGCAGUGACAAGUUGAGCACCACGACGCAAUUCAUGACGAUGAUCGUGGCGACCACCAUGACGAAGAUGAGGUACCUGCGGAGCCCGCCGCGCGUGACCCCACUGCGGCCCGCGGCCCGGCCCGUGACCUCACAAACGACCCUCUCCGGCGGCGGGACCGGACGCGUGCCCCGGUGGCCCUCCUUCCGCCGCCGCCGCCGGCCAUGCAGGGGACCCCCAGCUCCCUGGAGACCCUGCUGUGGGUCUACCACUUCCACAGCUCCACGGAGGUGGCCCUGCAGCCCCCGCUCCCGUCCUCCCUGGAACUCGCUGUGGCCGCGGCCCAUGAAUUUCUGGAGCAGAGGUUCAGGGAGCUCGAGUCCCUGGAGUCGCAGCGGCCGCAUGCCCCGAAGCCCACCCUGGGGCUGGUGCUGAGAGAAGCCGCGGCCAGCGUCGUGAGCUUCGGCGCCACCUUGUUCGAGAUCUCCGCCCUGCGGCUGCAGCAGGAGGUGCGGCGGCUGGACGGCGGCGCCGGCAGCUCGGGCCCAGCCCGGGGCGCCGGGGAUCCGGGCGGAGCGCUGGCCCGGAUGGCCCGCGCCGCGGUCCGGGGGGCGCGGCACGCGGGGGCAGCGGCGGGCACUAGCGCCCGGCUCGCGCUGCAGGGGGCGUGGCUGUGCCUGUGCGGGCGGGGCCUGCAGGGGUCCGCCUCCCUCCUGCAGCAGUGGCGACGUCAGCUGGGCCUGGGGACCCCCGGGGAACAGAGAUACUCGGGAGACCUCCAGGUGGCAUCCAGUGGCAGCGCGGAGAACGGGGGACCGGAGAACCCGCCGCCGCCGCCGCAGCCCCGCCCCGCGUUCCAAUAAAGCCCAGACGGGACCGACCCAGA
Molecule: messenger RNA, 891 nt
Organism: Lynx canadensis (Canada lynx)
Lineage: Eukaryota; Metazoa; Chordata; Mammalia; Carnivora; Felidae
Gene: CE1H17orf107
Product: chromosome E1 C17orf107 homolog
Exons: 4
Coding region: 230-868 (212 amino acids)
Source: RefSeq, a predicted model, not a curated record